Molecule: messenger RNA, 5814 nt
Organism: Lytechinus pictus (painted urchin)
Lineage: Eukaryota; Metazoa; Echinodermata; Echinoidea; Temnopleuroida; Toxopneustidae
Exons: 3
Coding region: 400-2844 (814 amino acids)
Source: RefSeq, a predicted model, not a curated record
AUACAUGUAUGUGGGUGGACGCAUAGAGAACACGCAGGCACUCACUUUUCCCGUCGUGCGUUUAUUUUCCUGUAAGAAUUCGAGAGCGGGAACAAAUUUCGAGCUCGAGGAAGAUUGCAUUUGCAAAUCACAGUUAAAAAUAUUGGUAUGGAAUUAUGACGCUCGCAUAUCAUGAAAUCUCUUUCGCGUUCUCUUGGUAUACCGGGGAAAAAAACUCUUAACUGGGAAACACACACCUAAGAGUUGAAGAUUAUUUAAAAGGAGUGACGGACCAGUUUGACGCUGGAAAAUUUCUGACCAUGCCUGGCAGCUAGCGUGAUUUGGAAAAAGAUCUGGAUUGAACGACAAACCUCACCCUGUUGUACACAUAUAGGCCCUAUGCGGACUUAAACUGGAAUCAUGAAAAAUAAUUUGGGCGCCAGGAUGGAGGCAAGUCACGUCAAACUCAACGGAAUUCGACUCGACAUACUGUUAAUGCAAGCAAAAAAUGGCGGCAAACACGUAAAAAUGUACGUCUUGAAACAAGUAUUCGAAGCCUUUCAAAAGGAAAAAAAAUCAUUUCCGAGGACUACGUUUCAUAAACGCUUGAGCAGGCUACAUAUCACCCUAAAACCGUGCAAAUUAAAAGAGAUUCAUCGCCUAAAAUGGCUAAAAGCAGUUCCGAAUCGUACCAGUAAAUGUUGUCUAAUUUCUCAUGCAGAUUUGCUAAAGCUUUGUCGGUCGUGUGGUGUAGAAACAGAGGCGUUGGAAAGCAAAAGUAAGGUCAAAACAAACAUCAAAUUAAAACGCAAGAAACGCAAGAAAAAUGCCAAGAAACGAGAGAGGGAUAUAGACAGAAAAUGUAAAAAUUCAAAUGAGUAUGAUUUAGAAUAUUCAAUGUGCUCAGAAAGAAUUAUUAACUGUCAUAAGUCGAGUGGUACAGAUUAUCCGAAUGCUUCAAAAUCCGACAUAAGUUUUACCCACGGUAACUCAGUGGACAGUGAUUUCCGUACACAACAUGUGCGUAGCGGCAAUGCAAUGCACGGAGAGGCUACAUGUAAACAAAUGGUGAAUGGCCGCUGCAUUGAGUAUGACAGUAGCAGCUCCACUAAAAAAUCGGUGGAAUUUUCGUUUUCUGAGCCUCGCUUUGGAUUUCGAAAAUGUGAGAGGAGAACUGUGACAUUUGACAUUCAUUCCCAAGCAUUUUCUACGGCAGACAGCUCUUUAUUUGACGCCAAACGACCAAAGAACAUGCGCGGAGAAGCCGAAUUUGAUUGUCGAGAAACUGGCGCAAACAUGGAUGAUAAUAAUACAGUAGACACAUGCCUUCCUAUUGCAUCAAAUGCUAACGUAAACUGUGAGGAUAUUAUACACAGUGAAACUAAAACGGCCGCCUCGAAAGAAAAGGAAUAUUUUGGAUUUACUGGGCAGGAGAAAGAGGAUAAUUCUUGGAAAUCGUUUGGCAAUGUACCCGACCAAGAUGCGGCCGCCAUAUUGGAGAAUACCGAGGAAAAUAGUGAAGGAGAAAUACGUUUUGUGAAUGGAUUUCAAUUUGCCGUCGCAGCUCAACAGAUUCGCGUGGGGUGCAAUGAUUUGGAGAGCGGCAGUGACCAAGAGAGUGAAUUGUCGAACUUGGAAAUCAACUCGAAUCUGUCUGAUUUAUCGGAGUUAUCAGUGUCCAGUGAGUCGUUGAAUUCGGAGUCAAGCAGAAACAUGGGCGCUGGGGAGAUUGGUAGGGGUCGGUGGCGGGCCAGGGUCGGGUCAAAUUCAGACGGGGAGUCGGAAUGCUCACCGAACUUGAGAGACAGUCCAGCGGACUUUUAUCAUGGAGCGAAUCCAGGUCAUAGUAUUAGUAUAUCGCGUGGAGCUAGCUGCGGUCUACCAAGUUUACAUUCGUCACUGUGUAACCCCAGUACAUUAUGGUCGCAUCAUUCGGCAAUGUACGCUAAGAAAAUAAGCGACUCUAUGCGAGCCAAGAAUGAUAAAUCCUUGAUUAUGCAGGGGCGCCAUAACAAUUGCAUUAGGAACAUUCAGCAGAAAGCUCGUGAAAAUCAUGAAAACGAGCGGACCACUGAACACGAGUGCGGCCGAAACUGUACGGAGGUUACCGCUGCUGAGUCGGGGGAACACCAAGACACUGUAACAGGUGCAUCGGCCCUGGUGUUGAAAAAGAGCCAGAAAUCGUGGCAUGUCUCGCCACAAAAAGAAGGGGAGGAGACCUUAAAUGGGGAGAUCAAACUUGGAGAAAAAAGGAAAUCGGGCAUACGGACAGAAGAAUGCACAGAAAGUAAAUCCCUGCCUCACAAGAAAAAUCACAAGAAAAAGAGAAAGAAGAAAAAUACACGAUGUAACUUUGACGGGGAAGGUGUAGAAAAAUGUGAUGUGAAUGGGAAUUUCGUCAAACGGGCGAAAGGUUCGGGUACGCGUCUUGUAUCAGAAACCAAGCCAGAAAUUUGCCAUAAGAAAAAACGACACAAUGCGCAACGGGAACCAAAGAAAGUGGCGGAAUUAAAGCGAAAACUGGAAGCCAUUUCUAACGAAUUAGAACGCCUUCAGAAAAGCAAGGCGAAGAAAUCGAUCGGAAAGGGGGUGGUGAAUUGUAAGCAAGAAAAGACACGGCGAUUAAAACCGCAAGAAACCAAAAGAAAGCCAAGGGGGAAACGGAAGAAUAGUGGACCGGACCCCAAGAUGGCUACUUUCAAUAUGUCCGAGUUUCUCUUAUUACCCCCUUCUUUGGUUGUUGGUGAUGGAGACUUGAAACCUGCAUGCAGCAUGGCUGUUCCAAGGGGUGUCAACCCUCCCAAAUGUCACCCUGUUUGGAGAUGGAAAAUCGGUGGUACACCCCUUCCAAGACCGAAAAAAUAGGCAUAAGCCUAUACCACAUGGUGCUAUUACUACGAGGUGAACAAAAAUGUUUUCCAUCUUGAUAUUAUAUGUUCUAUGUGAAAUGUAUUUUCGGCUAAAGAUGAGGGAUCAUGAACUAUUCAGUGACUGCCAUUUCAAUUUUAUAUUGUACAAACAUUGCAAAUCAUUUAGUGGCAAAAUCGUGUAAAAUAACCAGAGUAAUGUGUCUUUAACAUGUUCAUCAAGAAUUGACGUAAUAUGCACUGGUCAAUUGCAAAGAUUUGAUGCAAUUGUCUCCAAAAAUAUUUAAAAGUUUACAUUAUUGCAUUGCAGGUUUAUACCAAAGAGAGUUUGAAUCAUGGAAUGAAACUCGCCAUUUUCAAUGAUAUUUGGUUUGUAUUCCAUGACAUUAAUGAUUAAACAAUUACGAAUACAUGUAUAUGGUAAUCUCGAUAAAUUUCUUGUCAAGUUUGGGUUGGAAUUAAAAGAGCGAGACGUUAGUGGAACUGGAAAUUAUGAUUGAAAGUGUGAAACGGCAAUGUUAUUUUGGUUCUACAUUAUGUGUAAUAAUAUUACAUCCACAUGCGAACAUGUAUUACUACACACAUCUACGUGUAUGGUAAAGAGUUUGAAUUGUGUUGAAAUUACAUUAUAACAGAAAAGGCCUGUAUGAUCAGUUUGCUUACAUGUGUACAUGAAUGAUCUAAAUCGGUAUCGUUUAGUUAUUGAAUUUUAUGACGCGUGGACACAGGGAGAACUUCCAUUUUUAGGAUUAUUCCAUUAUGUACGAUAUGUACAAAGUUUGUGAUGAAAUAUGCAAAGAAGUUUUUUUUUUAUGAAUGGCGGUUAUUUGAAAAAGCUCAUGAUCCUAGCCAUUUUGUUAUAUGAGCAGAGAAUCAGCGAGAUUUGUUGUACUACUGUAUUUUUUGCAGGGAUCAUUUUUUUUCUUUCUUCCUGUUAUAAAUAUAUUCCGAAAGGAAUAAGAGUGAAAUAUGAUAUCAUUUUCCAAGUAUUAUUUCAAACUAUCACAAUUCACAAACUAGGAUUUUUGUAAUAAAAAUGUUGAAAUUUGUGCUCGCUCUCAACUUCUUAUUAAUUUUAUGCGUUUCGCCAUAUCGAGCCCCCUCAAAAUUUUUGGAUCAUUAAUACGCCACUGCCUAUACAUGUACACUUCCUUGCCCAUUUGGCAAGCUUCAUGCAGGCGGGCAAGUCUUAUUGUUAUGUAUACAGUCAUUUCUAUGCUCGUCUGUGUAAAACUGCCGGAAAUAUUUUUUGUAAUGUUUUCGGGAACAUCAAAAUGUAUUUUGUUAAAUCAGAAAUUUAUCUGGAGCUGUAUGACACUUUAAAAAUAGUAUUACACAGAAAUAUUUGCAUUAGAAAAGGAUCGGAUUAUCUUUCUAUGUCAGAUCUCAAUAUAUUUUUUUGCUGUUAAUCUACCCUAAUUGGUUACCGAUGUAAAGUUACGCUGAAUUGUAAAUCUUCAAGUGUAACAUUGAAAUUACAUGUAUUUUGGAAGAAAAAUGAAUUGUUUGAGCCAUUUUUACAGACUGUAUCAGUUACAAGGAUAAACGUAACAAGACGUGUUAUAUAAGCUCUGAACCUCUUUCUGGCCUAUAUAUCUCUUCUACCUCAGUCUUAUUUCUAACCCUUAUCUCUCUUUCUCCUUUCCUCAUAUAUACAUUUUCACUUGCUUUGAAAAAAAUAGGAUUCGUAAAGAAAUCCGAUGGGUGAAAUAUUGUCCGACCAAAUUAUUGAUGAACAUGGUAAAGAUUGACAGACAAUAAUCCAUUAUAAAAUUAUUGUUAAACCUACCGAAUUUCGGCUGGUUUCUAUCAUAUUUUUGUCGGACAUAUAUAUUCACAUGUCUGCUACUAUGCAGUAGUUGACUGGACUUUUGGAAAGAAAUUAAACAACUCAAAUGUUGGUUGAGUCGACCAACUGUUAGAUUAAAAAGAAAGAAUCAUAAUUCAUUUUGCAUUCAAUUAUUUUUUACCAAACAGUGGUGAUUGGUUAAUUAAAACAUUUCUAAGAUUUGUAGGUGCUGCAUACUGAUAAAAAAAACCGUCACAAAUCGCAUAUGUAUAAGUAUCGAUUGUAGUAUAUGUAUAUAUAAACUAUUAUUUCUUUAAUUUUAUUUUGGAUAAUUUCACACAUUCAUGUUGCAUUGAUAGGCCAAUAUAUACAGGAUAUAUAUAUUUUACUUCAGAAAAUGACAUUCCUAAAAUCAACUAUAUGCUGCAACAUGCACGCAACCUCCUGUCUAGAGUUUAGCCCGGGGAGUUUAGAUGAAUAAUUAUACCGUUAACUUAAUUUUGUUAAUAAAUUACUUGAUAUUGGACGUAAGGCUAUCCAUGUUUAUGAUGUUGUUAUGAACAAUCCUUCUUUCCGACGAGGCUUCCAUUAUUUCUCAAAGAAUAUAAAGUGUCAUUCACAUUCAUGCAUUUGACAUUUUAAUCAUUAAAUGCAUUAAGACCAGUUAAUGCCUGAAUAGUGAAUAGCGGGCUCCCAUAUUGUAUCGUUCACUGCCUUUUCUGUCUGUAUAAUGUUAUACAUGUAACUUUGAAAACUCAGUAUAACGAAGUCACCCCGACUUUUUACACCACCCCUAAAGAAGAUAGAUCAGGGGCCCGUUGCAGAAAGAGUUGCGUUUAACGCAAGUAAAAAAAUCAAUCGCAAGUCCCAAAUGCGCGCUGUUGAUUGGUUGAAAAUCAAGUUGCGCAUGAUUUUUAGAGUUGCGAUUGAUUGCAACUCUUUCUGCAACGGGCCCCUGCUUGGCCCCUUCCGCCCGCCACUGGAAAAUAAGAAGUACAUGUAUGGAAAGGAUAUCAGCUUGUGAUUAUGAAAAGAGGUUACAUCAGGAACAUUCAUCAUUCAUGUCAUUUUUUAUCAUUUUUAUUGAUAUUUUAUUAUUGUCAACCUCUUUUAGCACCAACAAAAAAUGUACAUUAAUUCGAGUACCUUGUCAUUAAAGGAUAUUGGAAAAUGUAACAA